AAGCACACUUUGUAAAAUCUGUGAAUCUAAAAUGUCUUUUGGUAGAAUUUUCCUUAAGCACUUUGUAAUUGCUCUCUUGUGGUUGCUACACCAACAAGAAGCAGAAGCCGGGAAUGUUAAGCCUAAACUGCCACUACGUGGCCGUAUUGUAGAUGGUGUGGAUGCUAUUGAGGGACAAUUUCCCUAUCAGGUAUCCGUAUGGUUUGAAGGGUCUCACAUGUGUGGUGGUUCCAUUAUAUCACCUUCAUACAUCCUAACCGCAGCCCAUUGUGCAUAUGCUGGACAAGAUCAGGUAGUUGACCCUUCCUUAUUGAGCGUUCGUGCUGGCAGCAUUUAUAACAACCGCGGUGGUCAAGUAGCCAGUGUUUCGGAGAUAACCGUCCAUCCUUCUUAUAAUGGCAAUGACAGCGAUAUGGCCCUCCUAAAAUUAUCUGAUCCCUUGGAAAUGAAUGCAAAUGUGCGUGCUAUUGAAUUGGCUACGGAGGAACCACCACUGGGUUCCUUUGUCACCACUUCUGGUUGGGGACGCCUUAGUGAAGGCGGUGUCCGACCUGAAACUCUUCAUUAUCUCCUCGUCUUGGGUUUGCCUAAUGCUAAUUGUAAAAAUUGGUUGCCACAUCUUUCAAACACCAGCACAUGUUUCGUCCAUCUCAAAGGACAAGGUGUCUGUAAUGGUGACUCUGGUGGCCCAGCUGUUUACGAAGAUAAAUUGGUGGGUGUUACCAGUUGGGUGCUGGGCGAUUGUGGUGCUGUAUAUGGUCCUGAUGUUUACUCUAGUGUGGUAUAUCAUCGCGAUUGGAUUACAAGAAAUUCUCGCGAAUAGACGAAGGAAAUCACUUAAAGAAAAUCCAAGCGAUUGGGUUACAAGAACUUCUCUGGAUUAGAUGAAAAAAAAAAACUGUAAUAAAUUUCAAUUGAGUAUUUUAA
Stomoxys calcitrans (stable fly) is the source of this 927-nucleotide messenger RNA. RefSeq names its product trypsin alpha. Gene Ontology annotation, molecular function: serine-type endopeptidase activity. The coding region runs from base 32 to 823 and encodes 263 amino acids. NCBI's taxonomy places the organism in Eukaryota, Metazoa, Arthropoda, Insecta, Diptera, Muscidae. The record is from RefSeq and is a predicted model, not a curated record. Gene Ontology annotation, biological process: proteolysis. The transcript is spliced from 2 exons.